UGUAAUAAUGGGACCAAAAGCCGAGGGUGACCGGUUUAAAGAAGAAGAAGAAUAAAUAAAAGGAGAUAUGGAAGGACACUGAAAGCAUGGGCGGAGUAGGUGGAGUUGCAGGAUCCAUGAAACUCAAACGAGUUGCUCGGAAACUGUUUCACACUUGCGGCUCCUUAUCUUUCCGCCGAUCUCCUAACCACCACCACCACUCUGCCGCCCCCCCUUCCCCCGCCGAACUAGUAUCAGGUUCUUCGGUUUAUGAUUCUAUGGAAUGCCAUUUUGAUCCGGCGCUGAACUCAGAUCCGGUGAAUUUGUCUUCGAAGACCAUGUGUGCAAUUUGUCUUGAAGCUCUGAACUACAGCACAUGCACCACUCCAGGCCAGGCUAUAUUUACAGCUCAAUGCUCUCAUGCUUUCCAUUUCGAUUGUAUCGCGUCCAAUGUCCGUCAUGGUGGGGUCACCUGUCCUAUAUGUCGUGCAGAAUGGACUCACCUGCCCCGCAACUUAAAAAUCCCGCCUUGCAGUUAUCUCUAUGGCAACCAGACCGCUGACCCGAUUCUCCAAAUCCUUGAUGACUCGAUCGCCACUUUCAGAGUACAAAGACGUUCAAUCCUACGGUCAGCCCGUUAUGAUGACGAUGACCCGAUUGAACCGGGUCACAAUGUUGACCAUCAACGUCUUCAUCUCUCCAUUUUUACCGAACCACCUGGACCGUCUUCUUCAGAGCCGGGUCUCAGACUCUGUGUAAGAGUAGCGCAUCAACCAGCUAUCGAUUUGGUAUUAGUCGCGUGCCCCAACGGGCCUCACCUUAGGCUUAUAAAACAGUCUAUGUCAUUGGUCGUUUUUUCACUUCGACCAAUUGACCGUUUAGCGGUUGUCACAUACUCAUCUGCUGCAGCGCGUGUCUUCCCUCUCAGGCGAAUGACAUCAUACGGCAAACGCGCAGCACUCCAGGUAAUCGACCGCCUGUUUUACAUGGGGCAAGCUGACCCUGUUGAGGGGCUAAAGAAAGGGGUAAAGGUUUUAAUGGAUCGCGCGUAUGAAAACCCGCAAUCGUGUAUCCUACAUCUGUCAGACAACCCAACAAGAUCAUACCAGGAUGGGUUCGACACAGAAGUGCCGAUCCAGAUCCACCGGUUUCACGUCGGGUAUAGUUUCGGGACUUCAAACGGGUUCGUGAUGCAUGAAUUUGAGGAGUUUUUAUGUAGAAUAUUGGGAGAUAAAAUAAGAGACAUUCAGCUGAGGAUUAGAGAAGAUGGAAGAAUAGUGGGACUUGGUGAACUUAGAAGUGGGGAGGAAAGGCGACUCCCAUUGAACGUUAAAAGCGAAGGUGGGAACGUUAAUAUUCGCGUGGAGUACAGCUAUGUGGAAGAUGGGGUGCGGGCGUGUGUGAGAACAGGAGAAGUGAUGGCGGCGUUAGGGGAUAAAAGAGAGGCGGGAGUUAAUGGUGGGUGCGGAGAAGAUGGUAGGAGCAGUAAUGCGGGAAACUGGGAUUACCAUGACCCGUAUAUGGCUAGAAGAUGGGCUAAGCAUUUGCAUGCGUAUAGACUAUGAAAACUCAAGGUCUGCUAUUGAAUAUUUGAUUAUGUUCGUUUGUGAAUUGUCAUUUAACAGGGCGUUUGAUACAAAACCAAUAAUAAGUAGAGAAAUGUAAAAACCGCAUAAACAUAUAUCUGGUGAGUACUAUGUACAAGUGUUUAUGUGGUUACCGCAGUUCUCGACUUACAGUUUGGUUCUGUAUUGAAUGCGCGCGCCAUUGUUUGUUGUAUAGGUAGUGUCCUUCAUUUGUGUAUUGUUUUAACCGGAACUUUGAUCUGUCAAAAAUGACAGGCAUUCCUUGUAAAACAAGGAGGAAAUAGACCAGAGCUUUGUGUGGUUUUGUCUUCAUGACAUUUGAUUAUGCAUCUAUAUAUUUUAAAA
Molecule: messenger RNA, 1910 nt
Organism: Helianthus annuus (common sunflower)
Lineage: Eukaryota; Viridiplantae; Streptophyta; Magnoliopsida; Asterales; Asteraceae
Product: E3 ubiquitin-protein ligase WAV3
Exons: 4
Coding region: 87-1544 (485 amino acids)
Source: RefSeq, a predicted model, not a curated record